UCUCUUCCCUCUUCUCUCCGUGCUCUGCUCGCGGACAUCGAUGAGCGCUGGAUCGUUGGUGAACGUGUGAACCCUUCUUCUUGAGUUUUGUCCCUCUUGCUUGUCUCGUUGCGGUUCCCUUCCUUCCUUCCUUCCUGUUCCCCAAUGGCUGAAACCCUAGCCCUGCGUCCCGAGCCGGCCCGGGAGGCCGAUGCCGGCAAUGCCGGUAACAAUGGCGGCGGUGGCGGUGGGGGUGGUGGAGGAGGAGCGGGGAGGGCGGAGAUCGACACGUCGGCUCCGUUCGAGUCCGUCAAGGAGGCGGCGAGCCGGUUCGGCGGGAUGGGUUUCUGGAAGCCCUCUCAUCUUCUCAAGUCCCCUGAAGCUCAGAACGGGGAAGAGGUUGACUUAGUGAAACUGGAAGAGCAGGCGGCACAGCUGGAGAAGGAUCUGAUUGUCAAGGAGCGUGAGACUUUGGAUGUCUUGAAGGAGUUGGAAUCGACAAAAAUAAUUGUUGAAGAACUUAAAGCAAAGCUUCAGAAGGAAACAUCCGAAAUGAAUGCCGCACUUGAGAUGAGUGUGAGAGAUGGAAAUGGUGAUCCUAUGGAACAUGAAGCUGAAAAGGAAAACCACUAUGAAGGCGGUUCACUGAAUAGACAGGGUGGCUCAGGUUCCUGCCCUUCUUCAUCCCCGGGGUUAAUUCUAAUGGAACUGAAACAAGCUAAGUUGAACCUUACCAGGACCACUAAUGAUCUCAGCGAUAUCCGCGGUUCUGUAGAUUUGCUUAAUAAGAAACUAGAGAAGGAAAGGGUUUCCCUUGAGAAGACUCGGGAGAGGUUGACUCAGAACUCGUCGAAGAUGUCUUCACUUGAGGAAGAGCUAAACCGGACGAGACUAAAGUUGCAAAUGGCAAAAGAAGCAGAAACUAAUUCACCACCUGAUGGCCCUUCUGCUCUUACAAGGGAGUUCCAUCGCUUGAGCUCUGAGGCAGAGCAGUUCAAGAUAGUGGCAGAAGCUGCGAAACUUGAGGUUCAGAGAGCCAUAUCUGAGAUUGAGCAGACGAAAACUAAAAUUAGAACAGCCGAGAUCGGGUUGGUUGCAGCUAGAAAAAUGAAGGAAGCUGCUAGAGCGACAGAAGCUGUUGCUCUUGCCGAACUUAAGGCUUUAUCAAAGACUGAGAGCUCAAUGGGUGAAGUGACCCUAACAUCUGAAGAUUACUCUUUUCUAACCUCCCAAGCUCGUGAAGCAGAAGAAAAAUCUAAGAAGAGAGUAUUGGGCGCGAUGCUCCAAGUCGAUGCGGCAAAUAUUUCUAAAAAGGAGAUAUUAAAGAGGGUAGAGGAGGCGACAGAGGAAGUAAAAAUAAGCAAGAAGGCUUUAGAAGAAGCUCUUUGUAGAGUGGAUGCCGCUAAUCGUGGAAAGCUCGCUGUAGAGGAGGCUCUUCGGAAAUGGAGGUCUGACCAUGGUCGCAGAAGACGUUCACUACAUAAAUCAACCAAGUUUAAAAAUUCUGGCCCCUCUCACCAGAGGAGAGAUUCCCGCCUUAUUGAAGCGGGUGAACUGAAUAUGGAUGACAUUGAGGUGUCAAAACCUGUUCUAAAGCCAACUCUCUCCAUUGGACAAAUCCUGAGCAGGAAGUUGCUUCUAGCUGAAGAGUUUGAAUCAGGGAAAUUGUCUGGAAAGGACGAUGUGAAACGGAAGGUUUCACUGGCUCAAAUGCUUAGUAAGCAAAAUGACGUGCCUAUUUCUCGAAGGCCUAGGGAGGAAUGUGGUCAUAAGCAGCAGUUGUCGGCCAAGAGGAAGAAAUUUGGCUUCGCACGGUUCUCGCUGCUGUUGGCGAAGCAGAAUAAGAAAAAGCAGAAGCCAUUGCCCAAUUAGAUCAACGGAUGUCGGGAAAUUCAAUUAGUCGAUCGCUAACUGCAGUUUCUGUUCUAACUCACGUUUUGGCUAGCGUUCUCGCUAUUCGGGCUUAUGUUUUUUUAUUUUAUUAUUCUGUGGGAGUUCAAUAUAAUUUCUUAGUUUGUUGUUUGGCUAGGCCUUGUUUACGCAAUUGGGUCCCCAGAUUCCACGGUGGGGAUUGGUGAUGACUCCAGAUUUGUACAUGAUCUAGUUUGCAUUUGUGCCUAAUCAAGUACCGAAUGUUGUUGUG
Molecule: messenger RNA, 2122 nt
Organism: Syzygium oleosum
Lineage: Eukaryota; Viridiplantae; Streptophyta; Magnoliopsida; Myrtales; Myrtaceae
Product: WEB family protein At2g38370-like
Exons: 2
Coding region: 145-1851 (568 amino acids)
Source: RefSeq, a predicted model, not a curated record